Molecule: messenger RNA, 855 nt
Organism: Podospora anserina S mat+
Lineage: Eukaryota; Fungi; Ascomycota; Sordariomycetes; Sordariales; Podosporaceae
Exons: 5
Coding region: 1-855 (284 amino acids)
Biological process (GO): monoatomic anion transmembrane transport
Cellular component (GO): mitochondrial outer membrane
Molecular function (GO): voltage-gated monoatomic anion channel activity
Source: RefSeq, a predicted model, not a curated record
AUGGCUGCUGUCCCUGCCUACUCCGAUAUCGCCAAGGCGGCGAACGAUCUCCUUUCCAAGGAUUUCUACCAUCUCUCCUCCGGCAGCCUUGAGGUCAAGGACACCACCCCCAACCGCGUUGCCUUCAAGGUUACCGGCAAGAGCAGCCACGAUGCUGCCACCUCCGGCGCUAUCGAGGCCAAGUACUCUGACAAGUCCACCGGCGUGACCGUCACCCAGACCUGGAACACCGCCAACGCUCUCGAGUCCAAGGUUGAACUUGCCGACACCCUCGCCAAGGGUCUCAAGGCCGAGGGUAUCUUCUCCUUCCUCCCCGCCUCCCAGGCCAAGGGUGUCAAGGCCAACCUGCAGUUCAAGCAGUCCAACUUCCACGGCCGCGCUUUCGUCGACCUCCUCAAGGGCCCCACCACCAGCAUCGAUGCCCUUAUCGGCCACGAGGGCUUCCUCGCCGGUGGUUCCGCUGCUUUUGAUGUCCAGAAGGCUAAGAUCACCAACUACUCCCUGGCCGUCGGUUACCACGCCCCUACCUACAACGCCGCUGUCACCGCCACCGACAACCUGAGCGUUUUCUCCGCCAGCUACUACCACAAGGUCAACAAGCUUGUCGAGGCUGGUUCCAAGGCCACCUGGAACUCCAAGACUGGCAACACCGUUGGUCUUGAGGUUGCCGCCAAGUACCGCAUUGACCCCGUUUCCUUCGUCAAGGCCAAGAUCAACGACCGCGGUGUCGCCGCCGUUGCCUACAACGUCCUCCUCCGUGACGGCGUCAAGCUCGGUCUCGGUGCCUCUUUCGACACCCAGAAGCUCGACCAGGCCACCCACAAAGUCGGCACCAGCCUUACCUUUGAGAACUAA